This is a messenger RNA of Saccharomyces mikatae IFO 1815, 2433 nucleotides long. It is a transcript of the gene GLN4, whose product is annotated as glutamine--tRNA ligase. NCBI's taxonomy places the organism in Eukaryota, Fungi, Ascomycota, Saccharomycetes, Saccharomycetales, Saccharomycetaceae. The transcript has a single exon. Gene Ontology annotation, biological process: glutaminyl-tRNA aminoacylation; translation. Gene Ontology annotation, molecular function: ATP binding; glutamine-tRNA ligase activity. Bases 1 to 2433 code for a protein of 810 amino acids. The record is from RefSeq and is a predicted model, not a curated record. Gene Ontology annotation, cellular component: cytosol; cytoplasm.
AUGUCGUCGUCGGUAGAAGAAUUAACUCAGCUGUUUUCGCAAGUUGGGUUUGAAGACAAUAAGGUUAAAGAGAUUGUCAAGAAUAAAAAGGUUUCAGAUUCACUAUACAAAUUGAUUAAAGAGACACCUUCAGGUUACCAAUGGAAUAAAUCUACUAGAGCACUGGUACAUAACCUAGCUUCUUUUAUCAAAGGUGCGGAUCUUCCUAAUUCUGAAUUGGUUGUUAACGGUAUCAUUAACGGUGACUUGAAGACAUCCCUACAAGUCAAUGCCGCCUUCAAAUAUGUAAAGGCAAACGGCGAUGCAUCUACCAAGGAGGGUAUGAACGAAAACUCUGGAGUGGGUAUUGAAAUAACUGAGGAUCAGGUUAGGAAUUAUGUCAUGCAAUAUAUUCAAGAAAACAAGGAAAAAAUAUUGAAAGAACGUUAUAAGUUAGUGCCAGGAAUAUUUGCAGAUGUUAAGAACUUAAAGGAACUUAAAUGGGCGGAUCCACGUAGUUUUAAGCCAAUUAUUGACCAAGAAAUUUUAAAGCUCUUGGGUCCAAAGGAUGAAAGAGACUUGCUCAAAAAGAAAACCAAGAACAAUGAAAAAAAGAAGACAUCUUCUACAAAGAAAAGUUCUAAUGAUGCUACGUCAUCUGAUCCAAAGAGGACCAUGUUUAAUGAAGGUUUUCUAGGUGAUUUGCAUAAAGUUGGUGAAAAUCCACAAGCCUUCCCAGAGUUGAUGAAAAAACACCUUGAGGUCACGGGUGGUAAAGUUCGUACAAGGUUCCCUCCAGAACCAAACGGUUAUUUGCAUAUCGGCCAUUCUAAAGCUAUCAUGGUUAAUUUCGGAUAUGCCAAAUAUCACAAUGGUACUUGUUACUUGAGAUUUGACGAUACUAACCCCGAAAAGGAAGCCCCUGAAUAUUUUGAAUCCAUCAAAAGAAUGGUCUCUUGGUUAGGUUUCAUGCCUUGGAAAAUAACUUAUUCAAGUGAUUAUUUUGACGAGCUGUACGGACUUGCUGAAGUUUUGAUUAAAAAUGGCAAAGGUUACGUCUGCCAUUGCACCGCCGAAGAAAUUAAAAGAGGCCGUGGUAUUAAGGAGGAUGGCACCCCAGGGGGACAGAGAUUUGCUUGUAAGCACCGUGAUCAAUCAAUUGAACUAAACUUGCAGGAGUUUAGAGAUAUGAGAGAUGGUAAAUACAAACCCGGUGAAGCUAUCUUAAGAAUGAAACAAGAUUUAAGCUCACCAAGUCCACAAAUGUGGGAUUUAAUUGCUUAUAGGGUCUUGAAUGCUCCACAUCCAAGAACGGGUACUAAGUGGAAGAUUUACCCAACUUAUGAUUUCACCCAUUGUUUGGUUGAUUCCAUGGAAAAUAUUACGCACUCUUUAUGUACCACUGAAUUUUAUUUAUCUAGAGAAAGUUACGAAUGGUUAUGUGAUCAAGUUCAUGUGUUCAGACCUGCUCAAAGAGAAUACGGUCGUUUGAACAUUACUGGUACAGUUUUGUCCAAGAGAAAGAUUGCUCAACUAGUGGAUGAAAAAUUCGUUAGAGGGUGGGAUGAUCCAAGAUUAUUUACUCUUGAAGCCAUACGCAGACGUGGUGUCCCACCCGGUGCCAUCUUAUCUUUUAUCAACACCUUAGGUGUUACAACAAGUACUACAAACAUUCAGGUUGUUAGAUUCGAAAGCGCCGUCAGAAAGUAUUUAGAAGAUACUACACCAAGAUUAAUGUUUGUGUUGGAUCCUGUUGAAGUUAUUGUGGAUAACUUAUCUGACGAUUACGAAGAACUAGCAACCAUUCCUUUCAGACCUGGUACACCAGAAUUCGGAGAAAGAACUGUGCCAUUUACGAACAGAUUUUAUAUCGAAAGGUCUGAUUUUUCAGAAAAUGUUGACGAUAAGGAAUUUUUCAGAUUAACUCCAAAUCAACCAGUUGGGUUAAUCAAAGUCUCACACACGGUUUCUUUCAAAAGCUUGGAAAAAGAUGAAGCUGGUAGAAUUGUAAAAAUUCAUGUUAACUAUGAUAGCAAGGUUGAAGAAGGUUCGAAGGUAAAGAAACCAAAAACUUAUAUUCAAUGGGUUCCAGUUUCUUCUAAAUAUGACUCGCCAUUAAGAGUCACAGAAACCAGAGUUUACAAUCAAUUGUUUAAAUCUGAAAAUCCAUCUUCACAUCCUGAAGGCUUCUUGCAGGAUAUUAACCCAGAAAGUGAAGUCAUUUAUAAAAAAUCUGUCAUGGAACACAAUUUCGGUCACGUUGUUAGAAAUAGUCCAUGGGUCGUUGAUUCUGUCAAAAAUUCGGAAUUUUAUGUUGGAGAAGAUAAGGAAUCCAAAGAAGUUUGUAGAUUCCAAGCUAUGAGAGUAGGUUAUUUCACUCUGGAUAAAGAGAGUACGACUGAUAAGGUUAUAUUGAAUAGAAUAGUUAGCUUAAAGGACGCUACUUCCAAAUAG